UCGGCUCGUGUGAAUAGACGAAAAAAAUAUGAGGCCAGUCGAAGACAGGCCAUCAAAAAAUAUCAACAAUGACAUGGGUAAAAAUUCUCUCGGGGAUUUUGGCGACCAAAGGAUCGACAUUCCGGAAAUGGAGAAUCACACGAGCUUCAGCUUUCGCAAGCUGUGGGCCUUCAUGGGUCCGGGCUUCCUAAUGUCCAUAGCCUUCCUCGAUCCCGGCAACAUCGAGUCGGACUUGCAAUCGGGAGUGACGGCUCAGUACAAGUUGAUAUGGCUGCUGCUCGGUGCCACCUGCCUCGGUCUGAUAAUGCAGCGACUGAGCUCGCGCCUCGGCGUGGUCAGCGGCCUUCACCUGGCCGAGAUGUGCUAUCGGCAGUUCCGCACGACGCCGCGGAUUCUGCUCUGGCUCAUGACCGAGAUAGCCAUCACGGGCAGCGACAUGCAAGAGGUCAUAGGCACGUCCAUCGCGCUCUACCUGCUCACCAGUAAAUGGUUACCGUUAUGGGCCGGUGUCCUGCUGACCAUCAUCGACACGUUCACCUUCAUGUACCUCGACAAGUACGGCAUGAGGAAGGUCGAGCUACUCUUCGGCAUCUUUAUCGGCAUCAUGGCCUUGACAUUCGGCUACGAGUACGUAGUGUCGGCACCUCCACAGGGUGAAUUAUUGAAAGGCAUGUUCACGCCCUGGUGCUCGAAUUGCAAUACAAGUGCACUGAUACAAGCCGUCGGCCUGAUCGGGGCCAAUAUUCAGCCGCACAAUCUGUACUUUCACAGCGCACUUGUUAAGUCGCGAAAAAUCGACCGCACCAAGCCCAACAAGGUGCGCGAGGCCUGCAUGUACUACUUCACGGAAGCGUCGAUCGCCCUGUUCCUCUCGUUUCUUAUCAAUCUCUUCGUCAUGUGCGUAUUCGCGCACGGCCUCUACAAUAAGAGCAACGCCGACGUGGUGAGUGACUCACUACACACUAGCCAAAUACACUCUGAUCGAUCGCAUCGCGCUAAUCAAUCUUUAUCGUAAUUUCUUUUCUGUUCGCUCGUAAAUAACGCCGAACCCUUCGAGGCCGACCUCUACAAGGGUGGCAUCUUUCUCGGCUGCUCGUUCGGCUUUACCGCGAUGAUCAUCUGGGCCAUCGGCAUACUCGCCGCCGGCCAGUCGUCGACCAUGACCGGCAGCUACGCCGGCCAAUUCGCCAUGGAGGGCUUUCUCAAUCUCAAGUGGCCGAGAUGGCGCCGGAUCGUCCUAACGCGCUCCAUCGCCAUCGUGCCGACCUUCUUCAUCGCCUUCUUCAGCAGCAUCGAGCAGCUCACGGGCCUCAACGACAUUCUCAACGUGACGAUGAGCUUGCAGCUGCCGUUCGCCGCUCUACCGCUCAUCGCCUUCACCAGUAGCGCCGACGUCAUGGGCGAUUUCAAGAAUGGACUGUGA
Trichogramma pretiosum is the source of this 1423-nucleotide messenger RNA. Its product is annotated as protein Malvolio-like. Gene Ontology annotation, biological process: response to manganese ion; manganese ion homeostasis; metal ion transport. Lineage: Eukaryota; Metazoa; Arthropoda; Insecta; Hymenoptera; Trichogrammatidae. Gene Ontology annotation, cellular component: apical plasma membrane. The transcript has 7 exons. The record is from RefSeq and is a predicted model, not a curated record. Gene Ontology annotation, molecular function: iron ion transmembrane transporter activity; manganese ion transmembrane transporter activity; cadmium ion transmembrane transporter activity.